Messenger RNA from Cryptococcus amylolentus CBS 6039, 318 nucleotides. RefSeq lists its product as hypothetical. NCBI's taxonomy places the organism in Eukaryota, Fungi, Basidiomycota, Tremellomycetes, Tremellales, Cryptococcaceae. The transcript is spliced from 5 exons. Bases 1 to 318 code for a protein of 105 amino acids. The record is from RefSeq and is a predicted model, not a curated record.
AUGUCUACAACAUUAGGCCGCGCUCUUGUCGGUAUCGCCUGUUUGGCUCUCUUCCAUGCUGCCUACUCAACGUAUGAACAACUCUCCACGUUGAAGGCUCUGUCACGGCCCACAUCUGACUUGCCAACCUCUAUCAUCACCGAGGCUUUCUUGUCUUUGAUAACGUUCAUUAUCGGGAUCGUGCUGUCGACAGGAGAGCUGAAAGACGUGACGUAUCGCGGUGAAUUAUCACAUCGGACAAUCGAUGACGCCGACGCUCGGAUGGGGUUCAUGAAACUUUCCUCGAGAGGGAAAGCCAUAUUCGGUGAUAGCUUGUAG